This is a messenger RNA of Malurus melanocephalus (red-backed fairy wren), 5355 nucleotides long. RefSeq names its product laminin subunit gamma 2 (gene LAMC2). NCBI's taxonomy places the organism in Eukaryota, Metazoa, Chordata, Aves, Passeriformes, Maluridae. The coding region runs from base 304 to 3831 and encodes 1175 amino acids. The transcript is spliced from 23 exons. Gene Ontology annotation, molecular function: extracellular matrix structural constituent. The record is from RefSeq and is a predicted model, not a curated record.
GACAGGCAGGAGGGGCGUCUUCAGGAGCCGCAGCUGUAUUUKAUUGUGUUUCUAUUCAGCAGGGCGCAUGCCGGAGGUGUUGGGGUGCUGUGCCCUGACCGUGCCUGUUCCCCGAUGGGGCAGGCGCCUGUCUGUGCUCCCUGGGCUGGGCUCUGGCUAUGAGUCAGCUCACGGCACACAGCUCUUCCUGUUGGGAGUGACUCAGGUGGAGCAGCCGAUAAAAAACGCACGGAAAAAAGGUAGCGGGCAGCCGGUGCGGAKCCCCGCCGGAACCGGGGCGCCCGGUGCUCCCCGUCACAAGCAAUGGCCCGGUGCUGGCUCCUGCCCCUCGCCUGCCUCGCCGCGUCCCUGCUGCCCACAGCCCUGGCCACACGCGGCACAGAAGUCUGUGAGUGCAAUGGGAUGUCCAGGAAGUGCAUCUUCGACUGGCAGCUGCUGAGGGACACGGGGAAYGGGUACCGCUGCCUCGACUGCCAGGGCAACACGGAGGGCACCCGCUGCGAGCACUGCAAGGACGGCUUCUUCCGCCRGCGAGGCGAGCAGUGCUGCCUGCCCUGCCACUGCCACCCCUGGGGUGCCCUCAGCCCACAGUGUGACAGUGAUGGCCAGUGCAGCUGCAAACCCGGUGUGGCGGGGGACAAGUGUGACCGGUGCCAGCCGGGCUUCGAGUCCCUAWCUGAGGCUGGGUGCCAGCGGAGUGGGCAGAGCCUGCAGUGCGAGUGUGACCCAGCGGGCAGCAUGGGGGACUGUCRCUCUGGCCGCUGCGUCUGCAAGGAGGGCGUCACCGGAGAGCGCUGCCACAGGUGCAAGCAACACUUCUAUAACCUGGAUGCCACAAACCCUGCCGGAUGCUCCCCCUGCUUCUGCUACGGGCACUCGGUGACGUGUGUCAGCGCUGACAACCACAGCAUCCACAAUGUCACCUCUGCCUUUCAGCAAGGUGCUGAGGGUUGGCGAGGUGUYCAUGAAAGUGGCUCCCCAGCCCAGCUCCAGUGGUCCCUGCACCACCAGGACGCCUUCAUAAUGGCRAGGAGUGAGGAGCCAAUUUAUUUUGUGGCACCCGCGAAAUUCCUCGGGAACCAGCAGCUGAGCUACGGCCAGAUGCUGUCCUUCGAUUACCGCCUGGACCGAGGGGGACGGCAGCCAUCUGCGCAUGACGUGRUCCUGGAAGGACAUGGCCUGAGGGUCACUGCCCCCUUCCUACCUCAGGGGAAGGUGCUUCCCUGUGGCACCAGCCAGACAUACACCUUCAGGCUGGACGAGCACCCGAGCAGCAAGUGGAGCCCGAGGCUGAAUCACUUUGAAUUUCGCAGGCUGCUGGGAAACCUGACAGCCAUCUGGAUCCGAGCCACCUUCGGGGAGUACAGCACCGGCUACAUCGACAACGUCACCCUGGUGUCGGCACAGCCCGUCCCCGGCGUCCCUGCGCCCUGGGUGGAGCGCUGCCAGUGCCCCGCGGCGUACGGGGGCCAGUUCUGUGAGAGCUGUGCCCCUGGCUACCGCAGAGACGGCCCCGGCCAGGGGCCCUUCGGCAUCUGCGUGCCCUGCAAUUGCCAGGGGGGAGGAAUCUGUGAUCCUGACACCGGUGAAUGCUACUCAGGAGAUGAACAUGUGGGCAGUGGCGUCAGCUGCCCCCCGGGCUCCUACCGUGACCCCCGGCAGCCACACGGCUGCAGGCGCUGCCCCUGYGGGCCUGGCCAGGGCUGCUCCAUGCGGCCGGGCAGUGACCAGGUUGUGUGUGAUCACUGCCCUCCUGGAGCUGCUGGUGCCAGCUGUGAGUACUGUGCCGAUGGUUAUUUUGGAAGCCCGGCAGCUUCCCGGCCCUGCCAGCUGUGCCACUGCAACGGCAAUGUGGAGCCCAACGCUGUGGGCAACUGCGACCGCCAGACUGGCGAGUGCCUCAAGUGCAUCCACAACACUGCCGGCUUCUACUGCGAUCGCUGCAAGGAUGGCUUCUUCGGGAACCCCCUGGCCCCCGACCCUGCCCAMAAGUGCAGAGCCUGUGCCUGCAACUCAGUCGGUGCYGAGCCCCUUAAGUGCAGGAGUGACGGGAGCUGCAUCUGCAAACCUGGCUUUGAGGGUCCCCGCUGUGAAGAGUAUGAGUGCCCAGCUUGCUAUGGCCAGGUGAAAGAGCAGGUGGAGCUGUACCUGCGGCAGCUGGCUGAGCUGGAGCUGCUCCUCUCAGAGGUGCGAKCUGGCAGCGGGGCCGAGAGCCAGAAGGUGGAGGAGAGGAUGCAGGAGGCUGAGGAGACACUGCGGAGAAUCCUCAGGGAAGCCCUGAGCCUGCAAGCCUCGGACACGUCUCUGGAAGGCCACGUGGCCAGGAUGAAGGGUCAAGGGUACAGCUUCCAGAGCCGCUUAGAUGAGAUCAAGGCAACGGUGGAGAGACUGAUGUCUCUGGGGAUCCGGUAUGAGAGGCAGGUGCAGGAGACACGUCAGCUGCUGGAGAGAGCCAGGCUGGAUCUGGAUCGCAGCGGGGCCACUCUCCGUGGGGUGACCAUUCCUGUUUCCAGCUUUCCUGGRGGCUCGAAUCAGUUCUUGCUGCUGGCCCAGGAGGCUCUGAGACUGGCCAACAGCCAAACACAAGCGGCCAACGCCAUCGAGCAGGCUGCCCGGGCGGCGCGGGACCAUGCGGGCCAGGCGCUGGAGCUGCUGCGUGCGGCUGCCRCCGGAGAUGCCACCUCGGGCUCCCUGCCAGGGAUGCUCAGCAGGUACAAGGAGAUCCAGUCACUUGCUGGASGCCUGAAGGCUGAUGCAAAUGGAAYGGCCUCCAAGGCAGACAAGGCUUAUCAGGGCAGCCURGUGCUCCUCAGCUCCCUGUCCCACCUGACAGAGACCGACAUCGGAUCCUUUAAGGAGAAAGCAUCGCAGCUGGAGCAGGACAGCAGCGCCCUGCUGGGCAUGGUGGACACCUCCACAGGCCAGAUCCGGGGCCUGCAGAGCCGCGUGGGGCGCUGGGAGGAGGAGGCCAAGGAGCUGCUGCGGGGCCGAGAAGGCGACAGAGCGAAGCUGACCCAGCUGCUGUCCCGAGCCAUCCUGGCCAGGAACACAGCCCUGCAAGCCAUGAGCUCUGGCAAYGCCACCUUCUACGAGGUGGAGCAGAUCCUCAAGAGCCUCAAGGAGUUCCACCUGCAAACAGGGGACAAGAGGAGGGAAGCUGCUGACGCCAUGAGGAGACUGCCUAUUAUCAGCAGCAUGGUCACCAGGACCAGGGAGAGGACAGAGCGAGCCCAAGGGAUCCUGGGCAGCGCCAAUUCUGAGUCCAAGGCRGCCGGCAGCGCAGCGGGGGAGGCCAAGGAGAUCGCCACAGCUAUCCAAGAGGAGAUCGUCCGGCUGAAGGUGGAAGCCAACAAGACGGCCGACGGCGUCCUUGCCCUGGAGAAGGCGGUGGCYGCCCUGCGGCAGGAGGCCAAGGAAGUGGAUGAUGAAUUUGAGAGGAAACUCUCAGAGGCUGAGGCAGAUGCUGYUGUGAUACAGAAGACAGCUCAGGAAGCUCAGAGGGCCCAUGACAAGGCUGGCCAGGCAGGCGUGGCCGUGCAGGGAAUGCUGAGUGCCCUGGAAGGUCUGCUGCGUCUGAUGAACCAGCCUGGCGCUGUGGAUGAGGAUGGCCUGAGGCAGCUCGAGGCCAACUUCAGCAGAGCCCAGAGCAGGAGCAAGCAGCUGAAGGCAGAGAUGUCGGAGCUGGAGCAGAUGGCUGCGCUGCAGAGGGCCCAGCAGCGCACACUGGAGAGCAGCAUUGAUGACAUCCUGGCUGAUAUUAAGAACCUGGAGGAUAUCCAGAGGAGUCUUCCUCCAGGCUGCUACAACACAAAAGCCAUCGAAUUGCCAUGAACGAGCUCUGGAAAGGCUGCAGCUGCCAGGCUGAAGGCAGGAGGGCCUCCAAAAACCUGGCAGGACUGGCUGCCUUUGGCUGUGUUGAACCCACCCUUACCCUUCCGGUUCACUGUGGCAGAUGAAGUUCACAGUGUCCCGCUGGCCCUGCAGAGUCCCUGAUUUUUCAAAGUGCUUCAUCCCUYGCUCGUGGGAGGAAGGGGACUCCUGGUUUGUGAAGGUGCUACUGUCUGAGGAGCAGCUCAUUCCUAUUUCAGUAUUUUCUCUGAGGUGCAGGUGGACGUUGCUUUGUUUCAGCCUUGUGAGUUUGCACUGUUCGGAGCCUGAAGUUCAUGACCAAGAGGUUCUCCAUCCCCUGGGGAUACCCUGUCCUGAUCUGGCAUGCACAGAAGGACUGGAGCCUCUGUUCUUGCUUUUGACACUGCAACUACCAGCUCCUCCUGUUCCCCACCAGGCUUUUCUCACCUCCAGCGAAUCAGGAGGCUGGGAGCAAGCAGCACGAGAGGCUGCUGGGGAAGAUGGGUUCUGAGUUGUGGCACUGGUGAUGCUUCAGGUAGUGUCUCCUCCCAGGCUGGCAGUCUUGGCCUUGCUGGGAGUGGUGCUGCCAUGCUGCAGCUCUCAUUCAUGCCUGAGAAUCCCAUCCCAUCCCAUCCCAUCCCAUCCCAUCCCAUCCCAUCCCAUCCCAUCCCAUCCCAUCCCAUCCCAUCCCAUCCCAUCCCAUCCCAAUCUCAUCCCAUCCCACUGCAGUGCUUGGAACUCAGUUUGAUUUGUUUAAAAAUAUUGAAGAUGUCCUGAAUGUGUCUCCAGCUCUGCUCUGGUGCUGCCUGUGCUCCCUCCUUGCCUCCCUCCCUUCCUCGUGGUGGUGGGGGUUUCUCAGAGGCUCAGGUAGUUCUCCAGAGGGGUUUCCCACUGCUCAUCCCAGCAGAGCUCGGAGGAGCCAAAGAYCACAGUGCUGCCUUCACCCACCUGCAGAUUUCAUGUGGCUUCAGAUCCAUUCUGACACUGCUCCCACCUUCCUUCAGAUGCCAUGCAGGGAAGAAAAGAUUGAGGGGGAAAAAAGUGCAACCAGAUGCUGGAAGCUGAAGCUCUGCUGAAGCCCUUGCCCUGCGUAGUGGUGAAAGAGGGGGGUCCUGGAUAGAGAAGGACCCUGGGGACCCACUCACCCCUCCUUGUCUCUUGAGUCUCUGACAAAGCAGCAUCUAUGCUUUUGCUUAAUGAUGUACCGAGUAUUAUGUCUGCUUCCCACUUUUAUUUAAGUGAGAUAUAUUUUAGCCCCUGGCAUGUGUCCCUUCUCAUGUUGUAUGGCAUAGGAACAGCUGUUAUGGACCUGACUGUUUUUUCUGUGAGUUGAGUUUUUUGAAAGGUAGGAKGUCAAUAAAUUAUGAAUACUCUUGUCUAGAUCUUGCCUACUGAUUUCUUUUUUUAGGCUACCUGAUUUGAGGAGGUUGGGCCACGGGUUCUUCCAGCAGUGUGGGCAUUUGUUCUCUUAGUGCUGACUCAGUCUUGGAGCUGUUUUAAAAUGAC